AUGACGUCACCGACGCCGAUGAUGUCACUGACGUCGAUGACGUCACCAACACCAAUGACAUUGAUGCCAACGACAUCACCCGACAUUGAUGCCAACGAUGUCGCCGACACUGAUGACGUCACCAACGCCGAUGACGUCACCAACACCGACAUCGAUGCCGAUGAUGUCACCGAUACCAAUGACAUUGAUGACGAUGACGUCACCAACAUUGAUGACGUCACCGACACCAACGACAUCGACACCGAUGACGUCACUGACGCCAUGAUGGCACCAACACCGAUGAUGUCACCAACGGCAACCCCGAUGACGUCACCAAUGCCAAUGAUGUCACCAGCGCCAAUGACGUCACCAACCCCGAUGACCUCCCUGACACCGAUGACCUCACCAACGCCGAUGACCACCGAUGACCUCCCUGACACCGAUGACCUCACCAACACUGACGUCCCCAACCCUGAUGACCUCCCUGACACCGAUGACCUCACCAACACCGAUGACAUCACCAAUGCCAAUGACGUCACCAAUGCCAAUGACGUCACCAACCCCGAUGACCUCCCUGACACCGAUGACCUCACCAACGCCGAUGACGUCACCAACACCAACGACGUCAACACCGAUGAC
Eurypyga helias (sunbittern) is the source of this 618-nucleotide messenger RNA. RefSeq names its product mucin-2-like. The transcript is spliced from 4 exons. The annotation marks the transcript as partial. NCBI's taxonomy places the organism in Eukaryota, Metazoa, Chordata, Aves, Eurypygiformes, Eurypygidae. The record is from RefSeq and is a predicted model, not a curated record.